Adineta steineri is the source of this 2976-nucleotide messenger RNA. The record is from the annotation of a GenBank genome assembly. Lineage: Eukaryota; Metazoa; Rotifera; Eurotatoria; Adinetida; Adinetidae.
AUGACAUCAAUACGUGAAACAUCUGUACGUCAACAUAUAUUUUCAUUAUAUAAUUUAUCAGCAAAUGAAAUCUAUUUUGAAGAUUAUAUUGUUAAUUGUCAAAGUACAUUAAAUGAUGAUCAAGAAACCAAAAUUAAAGGUCGUUUAAAAGUUUGUUCAAAAUCCCUUGUUUUUGUUCCAAUUGAUAUUCGUUCACCCAUGAUUAAAAUUUUAUAUAAACAAAUAACAAAAUUUGAAGAUAGUAAAAAAAAUGAAUUAAGUCUUACUGAUUCAACAAUUAUAUCAUCAAUAUCAAAUACAAAUAAAAAACAACCAAAUAGUUUAAUUCUUAUUUGUUCAUCCGUUAUAUUAAUGUCAAUUAAUGGACGUAUUGAACCAUACACAACUCUUUAUGGUACACAUAGAUUUUAUUUUGAAUUUAUUUAUACAAAUGUUGAAGAUUGUUUAUCUGUUGUUGGACAAUUAUAUCGUGCAACAACAUUACCCUAUUCUGAACAAGUUAUGAUGAUUGAAUCUAUUGUACAAGGACGAUUAAAAAUGUUAAAAUUUGAUUUAACACAAUUACAAGAUUUAAAUGAAACGAUUCUAUUUGAAGAAGAUGCUUAUGUUAUUAAACCAUUGAUACAAAAUCCUGGAAGAUGUUUAUUAACGAAUCAAUGUUGUUAUUUUCAAGCAUUAAAUAAUAUAAAUGAGCAAAAAGUUGCUAAAUAUGACUUACGAACAUUAUAUAAAAUAGCGAAAAGACGUUAUAAAUUUCGAUAUAUUGGUUGUGAAUUACAAUUUAAAUUAAUAAAUCAACAACCUAAUCAAAAGAAAAUUCUUUAUUUAGUUUUUGCUAAUGAAAAUAUUUGUUCAAAAUUUUAUGAUACAGUUACUGCUCAAACAUCUGUUAAAAUUGAUUCAACAACAUUUGAAAAUAUGACAUUACGAUGGCAACAAGGAACCAUAUCAAAUUAUGAUUAUUUACUUUAUUUAAAUGAUCGUGGUGAACGUUCAUUUCAUGAUUGUUCACAAUAUCCUGUAUUUCCAUGGGUAUUAAGAAAUUAUACAUCAACAAAUCUUGAUUUGCAUGAUCCACAAUCAUUUCGUGAUUUAAGUAAACCAAUUGGUGCAAUUAAUAUUGAACGUUUAGAACGUUUAAAAGAACGCUAUAUAAAUAUGAGUUUACCAUCAGAUCAUCAACGUUUUCUUUAUGGAAGUUUUUAUUCUAAUCCAGGUUUUCUUGUUUAUUUUCUUUGUCGUAUUCAUCCUCAGUUUAGUCUAUGUUUAAAUGAUGGUCGAUUUGAUCAUCCAGAUCGAUUGUUUCAUUCACUUAUUGAUACAUGGAAAAGUGUAUUAACCAGUGAUUCGGAUGUCAAAGAAUUAUUACCAGAAUUUUAUAUGUCAUCGGAAUUUAAAGAUAUUGAAGAUGAUGAUGGUGAUCGUCAAGAUGGAGAAUUUUUAAUGAAUAAAUUUGGAAUUGAUUUUGGUAUACGACAUGAUGAUGUACCUGUUAACGAUGUUAUACUUCCACCAUGGGCCGAAGAUCCACGAGAUUUUAUUAAAAAAAUGCGUUUAGCAUUGGAAAGUGAUUAUGUAUCACAGCAUUUACAUGAAUGGAUUGAUCUUAUAUUUGGUUAUAAACAACGAGGUGAAGAAGCACAUCAAGCCGAUAAUUUAUUUCAUUAUUUAACAUAUGGUGUACCAGAGAAGCAUGUAUCAACACCUAUUGAUGAAUAUAAUGAACAAUUAUCAUUUGAAACACAAAUUCUAGAAUUUGGACAAGUACCAAAACAGCUUUUCUUCAAACCACAUCCACGUAAAUUAACUGAACAAGAAUUAAAAGAACAUAAGCAUGAAGAAAAAAAUACUUCCACUAAUAUGGCAUCAACUGUAACUGAGAAUAUUACUAACUUAACUGAUCUACAAUUGACUGAUCAAUCCAUUCAACGUUUACCAUCAUUUGAAGAACAUGAAUUAGGUCAAUUUGAAUUUGAUUCUGUUUGUCGUUUACAUAAAACAGCUAUUACAAGAAUUGUACCACAUCCAUCAUUACCAUUAACACAUCUAUUAACAAUUGGUAACGAUGGAUUUUUACGUAAUUAUAUGGUUAACAAAAGUAAAAUGGAUACAUUCUGUUUUGUAUCAUCACGUCCAUUAACUUGUUUAAAAUCGAUUCCAGUUCAUUUAGCAAUAGACACAAAUGAAAAAUGUUCAUUAGCAUUUAUUGGUAGUUCUGAUAAUGCGUUAUAUAUUUUUAAUUUAGAAACAGGUACAUCUAUAUUAUCACAAGUAUUACAUGAUGAUAUUAUUACAGAUUUGUAUGUUACAAAUCGAUCAAUACCAACACUUUUAUGUACAUCAUCCAAUGAUGCAACUGUUCGUUUCUGGUCAUUAGAAAAUUUACUUUUUAUGAAUGAAGAUAAAUAUAUAUUCCAAACAAAUUAUCAUUUUUCAUCAAAAAUUCAAAUGCAAUAUGAUAUAUCAUUUGAUUCGCCAUGCACUUGUAUGUAUGUAUUAGAAGAACAUUCACUUUUAUCUGUCGGUUGUCAAGAUGGUUCAGUAUAUCUAUGUCAUUUUCAAACUGGACAAAUAUUAAAACAAUUAACAUCAUCAUCAUCAUCAUCAUCAUCGUCGUUACCAAUUUUAUCGUUAUCAUUGCGUUCUGAUGGUCUUUUUCUUGCUUAUUUGUCAGCAACAACAGUAACAUUAGUUGAUAUUAUAUCAGGUACAGAUGUAUUUACAAAUACAUGUUUAUCAAAUGAGCAAAUGUUUAAGUCUUUAUUUUAUUCUUCACAAAUGUUAAUUGUUGGUUUAACGAAUGGUUCAUGUGAUGUAUGGAACUUAAAAACUGGUGAAAAAGUUCAUACAUUAAGUAUCUGUGAUAAAAUAUCUAUAACAACAAUAACACAUAAUCAUGGAAUGUUCUUUUUUGGUACUGAUGAUGGUUCUGUACAUUCUUAUGUAUUUGCCAGUCGAUUACAGUUAUCUAUCUAG